Molecule: messenger RNA, 2091 nt
Organism: Aegilops tauschii subsp. strangulata
Lineage: Eukaryota; Viridiplantae; Streptophyta; Magnoliopsida; Poales; Poaceae
Product: protein CUP-SHAPED COTYLEDON 3-like
Biological process (GO): regulation of DNA-templated transcription
Molecular function (GO): DNA binding
Source: RefSeq, a predicted model, not a curated record
CGUUGAUCCGUCGCUGUUUGCAUUUGUUUCUUUUUUGUUUUCUCUUUCGUUUCUUUUGGGUAUGAAUGUGCUGCUUUCGUCUCAGCACCUAUCGUUGGUUAUAUCGAAGUUGGUUGCUUUGUAAUAUAAAGCGAGGAAAACCCUUUUUCUUCGGAUGGCUCUAGUUUGCGAGAAGGUUUUAGCCUUCACGGCCCCCUUAAGCUCCAUCAAGUUUCCUCUUCGGGCCCAUUCCAGGUGCAUGUUCACCCUUCACCAUCCUUUAAUCUUUCCUCCGGUAGCUCAUUUCACCCCUCAUCUUCGUCUACACCUAGCUAGCUAGGUAGCGACACUGUGGGAUAAAGCAAUACCAAUACAGGCGGUGAGAGAGAGGGGCGUGGGUAGGGGCUUUGGGCUAAGCACAAACACUGUUGUCUCUCUACGUUUCCGUGCUCGACUAUAUAGACCCUCCAUUGGCCUUGCAUCCACACACACCACACCACCAUAGCCAGGAGCAACCCAUUUCACACUAACUCGCUCGCCGUGCCACAACUUGCUUCACCUAGCUCGUAGAGAGUGUGAGAGCGACCGUUGAAGGGCCGGCGAACCGCGCAUGCACCAGCACCAGCACCAACCGGCGGCGGCCAUGGGCGACGCGCUGUGGGAGCUGAUCGGGGAGGAGAUGGCGGCGGCGGAGGCGGCCGCCGGGGAGCACGGCCUGCCCCCGGGCUUCCGCUUCCACCCCACCGACGAGGAGCUCGUGACCUUCUACCUCGCCGCCAAGGUCUUCAACGGCGCGUGCUGCGGCGGCGUGGACAUCGCGGAGGUGGACCUGAACCGGUGCGAGCCGUGGGACCUCCCGGAGGCGGCCAGGAUGGGGGAGCGGGAGUGGUACUUCUUCAGCCUCCGCGACCGCAAGUACCCCACGGGCCUCCGCACCAACCGCGCCACUGGCGCCGGCUACUGGAAGGCCACCGGCAAGGACCGCGAGGUGCUCAACGCCGCCACGGGCUCCCUCCUCGGCAUGAAGAAGACGCUGGUCUUCUACAGGGGCCGCGCCCCCCGCGGCGAGAAGACCAAGUGGGUCCUCCACGAGUACCGCCUCGACGGCGACUUCGGCGCCGGCCGCCGCUCCUGCAAGGGGUUCGUUUCUGCUCAAAAAUCUAGUUGCAGAUUUGCACUGACACCGGAUGCAUCUGAGCUAGCUAGCGAUAUGAGUAUACACCAUGUACUGGAGGAAUGGGUGGUGUGCAGGAUCUUCCACAAGGCGGUAGACCCGUACAGCAAGAUGAUGGAGAUGAGAAACCCCUACUGCUACUUCCCCAUGAGCCCCCACCACCCCAGCUUCUUCCAGGACGCACCUCCUGUCCCCUUCCCAAACCCUAGUCAGCUCAUCCCCUUCCACCAUGACCUCCCAAACCUGCAGUCCUCCCCACUAAUGCAGAGCCAGGGCCAGGCCAAGAACACAAGCGGCAACAAUGGCGGCUUCCCAGCAGCAGCUUGCGUCCAGGAGCAGCCAAACAGCAGCUGCAACCAAGCAUAUUUCCCUUUCCCUCCCUUCGCCUCCAUCGUCAAUGGCAAGGCAGGCCCACCGGCGCAGCCCAGGGUCAACGGCGGUCCACAGGAGCCACCGCCGACCUGGCUGGACGCUUGCCUGCAGCACAGCGCCUUCAUGUACGAGAUGGGCCCACCUGCAGCCACCAGGGGCGCAUGAUCCGGGUCACUUGUUUCCUAGGGCUACCCUCGCAUCUCGAUCGAUCGUUAUGUUGCAGCUUUUGAUUAUUGAUUAGUCAAGUUGCGAGUGUGAUCGACAUUUAGACAAGCACUUGUAAUUGUUUUCCCCUUGUUCUCCGAUUAAUCCUCUAGUUUCCGUAGCUUAUGAUCAUAUGUAGUGCUUUGCUUGCUUGUGCAUAGGAUCAUUGGAGUAGUAGGAGACUAGCUAGCACUGGACUACUAAUCUCGUGAUCCAUGCAUGUACUCACAUGCAAUAUGGUCCUAUCUAGUUUUAAUCUAUGUGUAAUGAAGAUCAUCUCCUUGUGGAUUUGCUUUUCACAUGCACGAUAAUAUGUACUGUAUGUGGCACUAGCAGUGUCGAUGAGUCCUUAUAAACUUGUA